AUGGCAUUCGCACAAGGACACAUGGCAACUGCGGAGAAGAGAACCAGUACAUUAAUUGUUCUUUCGGAAAUAUCCGAAAUCACCCGAACAUCCGGCAAUUUUCAAUUUCCUCGUUCCCUGCCGGAUCAAGAGAACCGUACUGCUGCUGCCGCCACUGCCAACCAGGCACUCAUUGCCCUUCUCGCCAGGUUGAAUCAGAUGGUUGAAGAGGUUCUCCGGUCCCGGUCAGAAGAUGAGAGGAUGAGGUUGAGCAGAGCCAUUGCAUCUCAAAUGAAUGAUGCCAUUCACUCCUACUGGACGACAGCUACCUACAUCCCCCUUCGCCUGCUCUCUAUGGCAGCUGAGAUUCAUAGAGCUCAGGGGGGUACCACGCGAUUGGUUCAAGUACUGGAUUGGACUCGUGUUGGCAACAAUGAGGACAUUUGCCGAGGUCAUCUGUUAUACCCUAAGACAUUGGGUCCUGCUCCCACUCCACCAACCACUACCGCUGCACCAACACUGCUAUCUGGCCCUCCACCGGCACCGGUACCGGCACUUGCACCUGUAGCCAAACCUGCACCGGCACCUGCUCCUGUACCGGCACCUGCUCUCAGCCGGCACCUGCUCCUGCCCAUCAAGACCACGCAAACGACAAUUCAGCGCGAGUCCCCCACGUCAGGUCAAGAGGGCCCGGAAGGCUAUCCCCAAGUCGAAGCCACUCCCAAGGCGAAGGGAAAAGGAAAGGGAAAGGCGAAGGUGAAGGCAAGGGCAACGUCACUGGAUCGCGAUAACCGGCCAAUGAUCAACAAGAAUUUACCAACCAUUGUCAUUACCACUCGGCCAAUGCUGCCCCCUCCAGACCAGAAGAAGAAGGCCGCUGACUCAGAGGAAUAUGAACCGGAGGAGGAGGAGGAGGCGGAUGAAGACAAUGCAAUUGAGCCUUCUGGGACACGGGUCAAACCGGGCGAGGGACGAUUACCAUCCAAGUCCGGUACAGAUCAUACCAGAACAGCCAAGGACAAGGCAAAGACCAGGGGCAAGCGUCCACAGCCGAAACCCAUUGGUACGCCUCUCCUACCAUGCAGGAGAUGCACAAUUAUGAAGGCCAAAUGCGAAAGCUGGUUGACCAAAAGGGGCGAGGUCGCCCAUACUUGCAUUCUUUGCAGCAAGUGGAGGAUGAAAUGCAUCCGGCUGGAUGAUCCGGUCCUACCGGCCACAGCCAUCGUCACUCGCUCCAAGACGACCGGAAAAACUAAGACCAUUGGGCAGUCAAAAAACAAAGGCAAAGUCGUCCAAACUCAGCGUCCCAGUCCUAUUCCGGAGGAACUGGAUGUCGAUGUUGAUAUGACCGAUGCCCCUGCACUCACCGGCACCGAACAUCCUGGCACUGCUACCGAUGCAGGCCCUGAGGUAUCUGUCGAUGAUUUUUCGACGGAUCGAUGGAUCGAAGCCAUGGAUGAAACUACCCUGCCCCCAGCACCAUUGAUAGAGACACUGGAUGACAUCCGGUACUCGCCAGGACUAUCCUCAUACUCGAAGACCCGCCUCUCCUGUCGACAUUUCUGUACCUCGUCAGACUCCCCAAUGGAUGCCCUCCUGGCACAAAUUCAGAUCGACAUGGAUCAGCUCCGGACACGUGACGACAUUAUUCAUGAUGAGCUGUCCCAUCGUAUCGACUGGCUGCAAGCCGGCUUUACAAACGAAUUAGCCUCCCAGAAGAGAGUGGUAGAUCAGUUGACUUUUCAGGUCAGUGGUAUCGCCCGGUACCUCAGCAACAGCCACAGGGACACCACAGCAGCCGGUUCAACUCCACCAGCAUUCAAUCCGCCACCCAUUGUCAUCCCUGAUACCCCCACAUUCCCUGACUUUGGCUCAAUCAGCGCCUUGGGUCGUUCCAUCACCAACAAUGUCUUCACUCCGGAUGUGUUUUUGACCAACACGUGUCCUGUCGGAGAUGGCUCACCAGUCGCAAGGCAUGAGCAGGUACCUACACCCUCCACCUCUACCAUCAACCCUGUCCCCACCAUGGGGGAAUCCGGUCCACACAGUCAUCCGGUUAGUGCACUUCCGGUAUCGGCCCCUACUGUCCCAAUGGCAUCUAUGCCCUCCACUAGUACCCUUCGCACCAUGCUCACCGGGCCACCACAUCUGCCGGCAGAUGGUCGGUCAAAUGUAUUAGAUGGUGUAUUAGAUUGUCCGGUUCAUUAUACCGGCCGAUGGGCUUGUGAAAUGAUUCAUCAACCGGAUAAUGUAGCUACCGGAUCAUGGGCCGAUCUCCGGUGUAUAUCAUUCGUCCGGCUCGGUCGUUUCCAUUUUACACCGGAUUCGCUAUUCAAUAAGAUUCCUCCCAUCCGUGUGUCUUGGGUACACACAUUCACCCGGCCCACUCGUAUCUCAUGGUACAAUUAUGUCCAUGGGCCCACAUGGGAUGGCCCGUUCCCAACGGGGCUUGGCAACGCAGAUUUCGCCAGCUUUAAAUAUUUUGCAUUGGUGAUAGGAUCUGUACUGCAGUAG
Molecule: messenger RNA, 2493 nt
Organism: Suillus fuscotomentosus
Lineage: Eukaryota; Fungi; Basidiomycota; Agaricomycetes; Boletales; Suillaceae
Exons: 17
Coding region: 1-2493 (830 amino acids)
Source: RefSeq, a predicted model, not a curated record